AUGGCCUCCUACGCCAGCGACGACCCCGAUGCCGGGCCCUUGCUCGCACCGGCCUCGACAACACGGGCGCGCCACCGGGUGCGCAUCCAGGGCCGGCUUGUACACAUCCGGAGCGUGUCUAGCUGCGUGGCUACGGCAUUGGCGGGGCCGGCAACAUACGUGCGUCGCCCGACGGAGGUGGUGCAGUUCUACGCCUUGAGCCGGACAGGAACAGGGCAAGACCGAGGCCGUCGACGAUGGCAGUGGGUGAGCAGUCUGUUUGGUGUGCGGGGACAAAAGGACAUUGUAAAGGACGGGCAGGGCCAUCACGACGAAGACAGAGCAGUGGACGCCGAUGCCGUCCAAGGUGAGGGGAGGCCAUAG
Sporothrix brasiliensis 5110 is the source of this 363-nucleotide messenger RNA. RefSeq lists its product as uncharacterized. The coding region runs from base 1 to 363 and encodes 120 amino acids. Lineage: Eukaryota; Fungi; Ascomycota; Sordariomycetes; Ophiostomatales; Ophiostomataceae. The transcript is spliced from 2 exons. The record is from RefSeq and is a predicted model, not a curated record.